GUUGGUGUGUUUGCGCGCUCGGGUUUGAUUCAGUGUAACACACUCACUCACACACAAAACUGUUAACGAUAACGAGCCAGUCGGGCCACGACUACUACAACGACAACGAACGUGUGCUGCGAGUAUUUUCAGUUUCAAUUUAGAUACGAAAGCAUUUGGGAGUAACUUUGAGAUACGGCGGGUAAUAUUUUAGUAUUUCUGAAAUAAAAAUAAUUUUUGUAUGCAGAGAUAGAAAGGAAAUAAUUUUUUUGAAAUACGUAAAGCAAAAGAAAAAUAUGAAAAUACGUUAUAUUUGUAAUGAAUUUUUGAAAUUGUGUAAAUGUUUGAAAAAUUAAAAGAAAUUCGAAAAGUUUAAUUUUAUUGUGGGCGUUAAAUAUGUAUUUUCUAGACAAAAUGUUGUUUUUUGCCGAAAUUUAUAUCGAAAAUUUAAUUUUUAUGCUGAAUAGACCGACCGGCACAUGAUUUUAAGUGAAAAGUAAAACAUUCACCAACACACGUCAAUAAAGAGAGUGAAUGAGUGUGAUUAAACGACGAAAAAAUAAAUAAAUUAAAAGUGAAUUUGUUUUUAUUUUUAUUUUAAAAACUUAAGUAACAACAACAAUUUCAAAAAAGAGCAAAAAAAGAGUGUUCUUUGAAAAUAAUAGACCCCAACAUAAUGGGUGCUCUAGGCCUAACGGAGCUUUGGCACAAACUUUCAAACUCAGUGAGCGAAUGUGUGUCUAACGGUGUGUUUGCCAAAAUAAACCUACAAAAACAACAACACGAGAAAAAACGCUAAUUGCAGAUAAAACUAAAAACAAUUACACCAAAUAAAAAAAAAAACAAAAAAGUGAUCUAUUAUUUUAUUUAGUUUUGCUGUUUGUUGUCCAAGCAAAAACGUCAUCUCUUCAAAAGAGUUUUACUGAAGUGCGUGUGAGUGAUAGAGUGUGCAAAAGCGUACGUACGUGAGUGAGUGUGUGUGUAUGGAAAUGUUUGUUGUCCACUGAGAUGACGGUGAUGAUGAGUACGUGAAAUUAGCAUACCCAUCUACUUACUAGCAGCAUACUUAACGACAACAGAGCUGUGCAAAAAAUAUUUUAGUGUGGCUGCUGCGUCAAGUACGUUUUUACGCGCCUUAACGAAAACAUAGAUAAGCGGUACUGAAAUAUUACAGUAACAACUCAAAAUCCAUAAAACUUUUCCGGUUUUAACGCUAAACGAAAACAAAACAAAUAAAAAUACAAAUUAAGUUCAAGAAAAUCCAAGAAAAAUAAUUCAUAAAUAAAAAAAAUAUACAUAAAUUCAAAAAGUCUGUAAAAUAAAAAUAAUUCAAACCACUAAAAUUAUCGUGUAAUCUACAUAAAAAAAAUCAAAACGAAAGCAAUUUAGUUAUUAAACCUUUAAAAAAAAUCAUAAAAUUUUCCUUUAAAUUAAAAUAUAAAGCAAAAUAAAAGUUUUAAAAUUUUUUUACUCAAAGAAAAGCAAAAUUGAAAAGUGCUGAAAAUAAUGUUAAGUGUUCUGCUAAUAAAAAUAAUUUACAUAACUGAAAAUUAAUUUCAACCAAAACAACUCAUUUAAAUAAGCUCGCGACGACAACGACGACCUUCACGACAAAACAUUUCAACUUCAUCUUCAUCAUCAACAGCAGCACAAUCAGCAAAAACGAUGAAAAAACUUCAUGGUUUAAUGGAAAUAAUUUUAAAACGACAACUCCAACAAAGUAUAGUGUUUAACAGCAAUCAUACAGAAGUUGUUGCUUAAAAAAAUUUUAAUUAAAUUUAAAUCACUUUCUAAAAUAAAAAUUAUUGCUUUUUUUGUGCGAAAAUAAGAAGAAAAAAAGUGGAAAAAUAAAGUUCUGUUAAAUUUCGUGGAUUGUUUUGAAUGAAAAUGAAAUCGUCAGUUAAAUUUGAAAAAUGCAUUAUCAGCGAGGACGACGAAGAUGAAACUCAUAAACGAUGUCACAAAAUUCUCGUUAAUAAUGCCAUCAUAGUAAUGAAGUGCAAAAGAUAUGUCUACACUAUGGUAACCUAAAAACGAAUUUCAAUAUUUCAGACAUACAAUAAAAAAUCGAAAAACGAAAAAACAAAAAACAAAACAAUACAACCCAAACCCAAAAAAUUAAAAAAAAAAUAAAAUAUAUGUAUAAAAAAAAGAACGAAAAUUUUAUGAUUUAUAGAAAACAAGGUGUCAUAAUUUUAUGAAAUAAUAAAUAAAAAAUAAUAAAACAAAAUAAAGUGUAACUAAAACAAGUUUAAUUUGGUGUAAAUUUACACCAGCCACUGUUAAAAGCGCGCGCAAAAAUUACAACAAGUGUAGUAGCUGUAGUAGUGGUUACAACAACCGCGCAACAGUGUUUCAUUUUGCGUUUGUAACGAACAAUUAAGUUUUGGGGCGUUUUUUUUUUACUUUUUGAGUGCUUGAACGCAAGCGAUCAAGUAAUCAACAUUUUUGCCCAAUUAUGCGAAGAAAUCUGCGUUUAGAUUGGAGGGCUUUGGCGCUGCUGGGUGCCCUCCUAUCGAUUAUAAUCGAUUGGCCGGGUUUGGUAUAUGCGAUGCCAACCAUAUUGCCACCAGUGGCUGCUAUAGCAGCAGAUGCCGCACCCAUAGACACACUAAAUAUAAUUAAAAACGAUAAAAUUUUAAACUUUUUUCCUGCCGAGGCGGCCAAUGAUCAUCCACAUCAAAAGGACAGCAAAAUGAAAAACGAAUUUACCACCACCAGCCAUCAAAUACUUAACGAAAAUUUGAACAGUUUUUCAACGACAACGGUUCCCACGCCGUCUACUUCUAUAUAUAGCGAGGAAAUGGCAACGGAAACAGAAACAGAGCAACAGCCACCAACACAACGAUUAACGACGACAAUAAAUGAGAAGCAGCAGGUUAACGAAAACUAUAAUAGUAUUAGUGAUAAUAAUAAACAAAUAAACGAUAAAAAACAAGAAAAUGAUCAAGAAGAAAUAACUGCCAUUCAUAAAACACAGCAACAACAGCAAAACUCACAAGACGAAUCAGCCGCCGUACAAAAGGUGUCAUUAUUAAAUACUCAUACUAAAAACUCAACAACUAACAUCAUAAGUUUAUCUAAGUCCACCAACAACACACAACCCACCAUCUCCACCACUCCACCUCCACCCUCUACAACCGAAUCAUCAGCCAAAAUACAAUCUACCUUAAUGCCCACAACUUUAGCUGAGCCCUCAGCUAAUGAUGAUGAACUGCAGCAGCAUCAGCAGCAGCAACCUCCUUUCAAUAGUCAUUUAACUAACACAAAUUUAAGAAACAAUUUUAAAUUCUCAUCAUCUCAUCAUUUGGCCAUAUUGUCAAGAACUGAACGCAGUAUACGAUCCUCUUCAUCAUCAUCCUCAUCAUCGGCCAAUGUUAGUUCAUGGGGCAUGCCCCUGGCAUCUAGUGGCAGCAGUAGUAGUAGAAGUAGCAGUACGGGUGGUGUCGGUGUUCUGGUGAGACGUUCAUCCGAUAUGAGUGUUUUGAAAUCAAAAAGACUGAAUAAUUCUAGAAAUUUACAACAUAAAAACAAUUUGGAUCGUAAUGAACGUUCCACGGUAUCACAUCUAUCGGGACCAUCACGUAAAAUUCAAUUGUACAUUAAAAAUCGUUUCAUACAAUUGCUGCCCGAUGGUACAGUUAAUGGAACGCAAGAUGAGCAAUGUGACUACACGAUUCUGCAGCGUUCUACUGUCGAAGUGGGGCGUAUUAAAAUACAAGGUGUUGCCACUUGUUUAUAUUUAUGUAUGGAUCCCUGUGGUGCUGUUUAUGGCUCGAAAGAAUUUACGGACGAUUGUGUCUUCAAUGAAAGCAUGGAACAGCACAACUACAAUACCUAUUCAUCCACCUAUAAUUCGAAUACGCGGCGCAAAUACUAUUUGGCGUUGAAUCGCCAUGGAGAGCCGCGUAAAUUACAAAUACCACCCAGCCGUUCGUUGGGCAAAUUAGCAACAUAUACGAAUGCUAUACCCGAGACGGUGCCGCAAGAGCGUGUCGAACAGCUGAUUGCGAAAAAUUUCGGUGCAAAUCGUGUUAAACAUGGCAUACGCCAACUCUGUGAUACUGGCAAACCGUUGAUCGAAUUGAUCGACAGUAAAAACUUUAAAGCACGACCCAAGUGCAAUCCAAACAAUAGUAAUAAUAACAAUAAUAGUAAUAGUAAAAAUACUUUAAGUAGAAAUUUAGAUAAAGAAAAUAGUUUAGUUAAUCCUAAUAAUAAUAAUCAUCCGCAUACUAAUGGCCAAGUUUUGAACAACGUUCCUGUUGCCAAUGAUAAAAAUAAUUUAAGUUCGAAUAGUCGAAGUAGUAGCAGUAGUAGCAAUAGCAAUAGCAGACCAGAAACAAAUAGAGAUAGUAGUAGUAGUAGCCCGAGUAGUAUUAGCAUUAGUCAAAAUAAUGGCCAUAUUAGUAAUAGCAUUAGUAAUAGUAAACACACAAGUAGUAGCAAUAGCCACAGUGACAGUUCAACAGCGACGAGUAGUAUUAGCAAUAGUACAGCACCUCAAACUGGUAGUCACAGAGGCGGCAAGAAAGCGGGCAAGAAACGAAAAUGCCGGCGUUUCGAAAACGAAGAACAACACAAUUGCACCACACCCCUUAACCGGCCCACAUCCUUCACAAAGCGUGGCAAUCAGCUGGGGCCCAUUCGACAGCAAAAGUGUCGAGAUUUGCUGCUGCAGCAGCAACAAGCGGGGGUCACUGACAUAGUGCUGCCACCUAUGUGCACGAAGAAAGGAGGCUCUAAAAAGCAGCAGGGUAACAAUAGAAGAGGUCAGGGUAAAAAUGGAUUGGGUACAGAUGGCUUAGGGCCCAAUAAUCGCCGUGGAAAAAAAUUAAAUAUGAAUCGGGGCGCUGGAGGCGGUGGGGCGGGAAGACAGGCAGCUAAAAAUAAUCAAAACAACGCCAAUAAUAAUGGCGGCUCAAAGAAAAAGCAGAAGAAUUCCAAAAGAGGCGGUAUCAACAACCCCAAUAACAACAACAAGAAAAACAACAAAAAAGCCUCGGGCACAACCACCGAAAAAACAGCAGCUUCCACCUCCACCCAAAGUUCGUCCACGUCCACGCUGAGGCCUAAAUUUUGGGAAACUACCUCUCUGAUGCCCAGCACCACACUGUUCGACAACUACGAUCCGCACGCCGAAACCACCAGCGAUCGUGGCGACAGAGAACAACGCAAUGUAAGAUACUCCAAUUCCAUGGAAGAGUACAUGGAACAAUCAUCGGAAGAUACUUCGGCCGCCGAAGAUCCGGAAGACGAUGAUAACGAUAUGGAGAAUAACGACGAAAUGAACGAAGACGCCAGCUAUGAAGACGAUUCAUAUGCUGGUCCAAGCAGCAGCAGCCAUAUACCCUAUACGGCUGCUGAGUCAUCACACACGCCUCUAACGGCGGGAGCAGACGAUUUCCUGUAUUACGACCAGCUAGAUUUCAAAGGAUGUCCCAACGACACAACUGAAUUACAUGCGUGUGAUGAGGGAUUUUUAGGUAAAUCAAAUUUGGAGCAACCAAAUAAUGAAGUUUCCGGAAAUGGCCCUUACAGAAUAUAUCUGCAUGUGUGGUGACCGAAGUAGGCGCAGAGGUCUAUACGACUGAUAUCUCUU
Calliphora vicina (urban bluebottle blowfly) is the source of this 5581-nucleotide messenger RNA. RefSeq names its product branchless (gene bnl). Gene Ontology annotation, molecular function: growth factor activity; fibroblast growth factor receptor binding. The transcript is spliced from 5 exons. Bases 2438 to 5542 code for a protein of 1034 amino acids. Lineage: Eukaryota; Metazoa; Arthropoda; Insecta; Diptera; Calliphoridae. Gene Ontology annotation, cellular component: cytoplasm. Gene Ontology annotation, biological process: animal organ morphogenesis; positive regulation of protein phosphorylation; fibroblast growth factor receptor signaling pathway. The record is from RefSeq and is a predicted model, not a curated record.